AUGGAAACUUCACCAAAGUUGAGCAAGUUGUCACAGGCAGACUCUCCUGCUACAAGCACAUCAAAGGAACAUUACUUACACGCCAACGUGGAAGGAGGUUUUGUGGAUUCAACUGUAAAACUUACUGAGAAGGCAAAACUGGAAUGCAUCUACCCAAAGAAAGCCACGAUAAUCCAGACAUCCUGGAUGAAACUUAAUGUAACUCAUAAAGAAAAUAUAGCUGUCUUGCACCCGAUCUAUGGCAUACAUAUUGAAGAAAAAUACAAUGGAAGAAUUUAUUUUGAAAAUGCUUCCAGGGAAGACAAGUCCUUAUCCUUUAUCAAGAGCACUUUGGAAGAUGUUGGUCUUUACUUUUGCUCCAUUGUAACGUACCCAGAUGGAGUUUGGGAAAAGGUAAUAGAAAUUGUUCAUUCAACAGAUGCUUUUGAAAUAUCUGAGAAACAAAAUAAUCCCGUGUAUACCAAGCUGGGAGGAAAUGCAGCUUUUACUUGUCCCUAUAAAAUUGGAGAUUCAGUGAAGCAAGUGAUGUGGGAAAGGAUUAAAGCAGAUCAGGUGGAUACCAUUGUUCUGUGCAGCUCGUCAGGAAAGAGAAGCUUUGGUUCAGAUUUCAAAGAGCGUACACUGGUGGAUUGCUCUGAUCAGGCAAACUCCAUGAUUAUCAUUCAAAACAUCACUGCCUCUGACUUUGCAACGUACCGCUGCGUGGCUACUGGAAGAAACAAAACCUAUGUGAUGAGUUUUACUGUGGCUGCAACUUGGGAUCCAAAAUUUUUUAUUACCUACAUAGCUGGAGGAAUUUCUGCUGCUGUCUUACUGUUAAUUUUACUGAUCAUCUGCAUCGCCACUGCUUAUCGCAAAAAAAAGAAGAGGAAGAGAAUCACAGAGACUUCCAAAAAUGUUUUGUACUCUACUCAGGCCUGGCCUGCUAACAGUUACGGAAGAUCCAAUUUUCUUGGCAUGUGGAACACAGAAAGAAGAGAAGAAUCAUCACUCAAGCAGACAGAGGAGAUUUAUGUCAAUGUCUCACACAAUCCUACAAAAAGCCAUUAG
Phalacrocorax carbo (great cormorant) is the source of this 1050-nucleotide messenger RNA. The record is from RefSeq and is a predicted model, not a curated record. Lineage: Eukaryota; Metazoa; Chordata; Aves; Suliformes; Phalacrocoracidae.